GUGUUCAGCCCCCCGCAACCACACCGGCCAAAAUGCCCCGCCGCCUCGCGACGACCUACUCCGGCCGCAUAGCCGCCGCGACGCCGUCCCCCUCGGGCCCCUCCCUCACCGUCACCGUCUCCCCGACGCUGCCCCCCACCCCGAUCGACACGCGCGGCUUUCCGCUCCCGCGCCGCCACCUCGUCUGCGCCGUCGCCCGCAUCCUCCGCUCCCCGUCCUCCCCCUCCCCGCUGCUCGACCUUGCCGACUACCUCGGCUCCCUCCGCCUCACCCUCACCGCCGAUGAGGCCUCCGAGGUCAUCAAGGCGGUCGCCCCGGACACCGCCCUCGCGCUCGGCUUCUUCCGCUUCGCCGCCACCUCCAUCCCAGGGUUCCGGCACGAUGCCUUCUCCUACAACCGCAUCCUGUCCCUCCUCUUCCGCAGCCGCGCAGGCCCCGCCGAGGCCCUGCGGCUCGUCGCGGAGAUGGAGCGGGACGGCGUGCCCGGCAACAUCUCCACCGUGAAUUUGCUGGUCGGGAUGGGCGUGGAGGUGGGGAGGUGCCUGGAGCUGGCGAAGAAGUGGGGGCUGAGGCUGAACGGGUACACUUGCAAGUGCAUUGUGCAGGCGCACUUGAGGAGCAGGGACGUAUGGAAGGGGUUCGAGAUGUAUGAGAAGAUGCGGAGGAAGGGAUACAAGCUGGACAUCUUUGCAUAUAACAUGCUGCUUGAUGCGCUUGCCAAGGCUGGAAUGGUUGACAAAGCUUACCAAGUCUUCCAAGAUAUGAAACAAAACAACUGUGAGCCGGAUGCAUACACAUACACUAUACUAAUUAGAAUGUCUGGAAAGGCUGGGAACACCACUAAAUUUCUCUCACUUUUGGAGGAAAUGGUGUCCAAAGGAUGUAUUCUUAACCUGAUUGCUUAUAAUACUGUUAUUGAGGCUCUUGGUAAGAACAAGAUGAUUGACAAGGUGAUUUUUAUGCUUUCUAAAAUGAUUGAACGUGGCUGCCAGCCCAAUGAAUUCACAUAUAGCGUCAUCCUGGAUGUUUUAGCAACAGGAGGACAACUGCACAGGCUGAAUGAGGUUCUAGAUAUCUGUAGUGGACAUCUGAACAGAUCAGUUUAUUCUUUUUUGGUCAAGUCACUCUGCAAAUCUGGGCAUGCAAGUGAGGCUCAUAAUGUAUUCUGUCGUAUGUGGAGUUCCUAUGAGAAAGGAGACCGGGAUGCUUUUGUAUCAAUGCUUGAGGUGCUAUGCAAUGCAGAAAAAACUGCAGAGGCAAUUGAUCUACUACAUAUGAUGCCUGAAAAGGGGAUUGCUACAGAUGUUGGAAUGUACAAUAUGGUUUUUUCUGCUCUUGGGAAGCUCAAGCAGGUAUCCUUCAUAAGCAAUCUCUACGAUAAGAUGAAAGCAAAUGGGGUUGCUCCUGAUGUUUUCACAUACAAUAUUAUGAUCUCAAGUUUUGGUAGGGUUGGCUUAGUUGAUAAGGUGCGUGAACUUUUUGAAGAAAUGGAGGCUAGCAGUUGUAAGCCUGACGUCAUCACCUACAAUUCUCUCAUAAACUGCCUUGGGAAAAAUGGAGAUCUGGAUGAAGCCCACAUGCUUUUCAAAGAGAUGCAAGAGAAAGGAUAUGAUCCUGAUGUCUUUACUUACAGCAUAUUAAUUGAGUGCUUUGGUAAAUCCAAUAAGGUUGAUAUGGCAUGCAGCUUGUUUGAUGAGAUGAUUGCAGAGGGGUGCGUUCCUAAUAUCGUAACCUAUAACAUUUUACUAGACUGUUUGGAGAGACGUGGGAAGACAGCAGAAGCUCAUAAACUUUAUGAAACUCUGAAGCAACAGGGAUUGGCUCCUGACUCGAUAACUUACUCAAUACUUGAGCGAUUGGAAAGUAGAUCUCAACGAACAGUAAGAAUACGUAAGCCAAGUCGGACUACAGGUUGGGUUGUAAGUCCAUUAUGAUGGCCUACCCUGGAUCUUUUGGUUGCAUACCUUCAGUGAGGUGGAGCUGAGGAUCCAUAAUCUGUAUGCAAUAUUGCAGUUAAAUAAUGUCUCCAAAUGAUUGCUCAAUCCCCGUGAAACAAAUUAGUAAUCCCAAGUUAUCAGAAUUAUAAGUAUCAAGACUAUUGCAUGGCUGCUGAUACCUCAGUUCUGAACAAUUCAUAGAUGAUGGACAUCUUGAGAAGAGAGGCAUAUGCCUCGUAGGAUUGCCAAUUGUUUUGGACUUCAAGUUCACUGAGUGAUAAAACAAUGGUAUUUCCUGUGCACUUCUUAACAUCUUGGAGCUGCUACUUCUUUGUUUGCUCAAAGAUUUCAGAUGCAAAACAAGUUGAUUUUGGAAGGCCUGUAGCAGGUGACGAUGUGCCAUUGCAAUGCUAAAUCUUCUGUUUGGGGAUGUGUUUGGAUGAAGGGGGAGGAGGGGAACAUGUGCAGUACUAUAUCAGAGAAAGUAGAAGCAACAAUAGUUUAUGAUGGCUUUCAUGUGCAUAACCUGUUUGUUUCUGUGCUUUGCCCAUUAUAGUGAAUAACUGUGUCUUUAUAGUAUGCAUUGAUCCUUUUGGUGUGCAAUAUCUCCCUGAAGUUUACAUAUUGAUUUAUAUCUAGAUUCCAAGCAUUUCCCUUACUCUCACAGCUUCAGCACGUAGAUGUCCUUGCUUGGAAUCUUUAAUAUUUGGAACAGUGCCACACUUCUUUGGCAAGUUAUUGAUUGCCAAACAUGUUCAUGCAUCUAUUCCUAUGACACCAUUUCUUGGGGCUGUUGACAUGCUGGAUGCCAAGAUGAAUUUGUAAUAGUGGUUAGCCCUAAUUUCUUAUCAAAUACCCCCAAAUGUUUUUGCUGCAUCACUCCUGGCCUCACUGUCUUACUGGAGUCUACAAGUAGUGUGUGCAAACAUCACUUAAAUAAUGGAUAUACAAAGAGACUGAUGGUUUUC
Molecule: messenger RNA, 2905 nt
Organism: Panicum hallii
Lineage: Eukaryota; Viridiplantae; Streptophyta; Magnoliopsida; Poales; Poaceae
Product: pentatricopeptide repeat-containing protein At1g51965, mitochondrial
Exons: 3
Coding region: 33-1934 (633 amino acids)
Molecular function (GO): protein binding
Source: RefSeq, a predicted model, not a curated record